Molecule: messenger RNA, 1246 nt
Organism: Aphanomyces invadans
Lineage: Eukaryota; Oomycota; Saprolegniomycetes; Saprolegniales; Verrucalvaceae
Exons: 7
Coding region: 16-939 (307 amino acids)
Molecular function (GO): protein binding
Source: RefSeq, a predicted model, not a curated record
CUCCAAUUCACCGCCAUGGCACGGAUGCUGCCAUCCCGACGAAGCAUCUCGAGCAAGGAACCCAAGGAGUUUCUUCAAGACGUCAUGACGCAGACGUUGGCGGCACUCCAGAAGAAGGACGUGUAUGAGCUCUUCGCGCGUCCCGUCGACGUUCGAGCGGUCCCAGACUACUUGGACAAAGUGUUGACGCCAAUGGACUUCUCCACGAUUCAGGAGAAAGUAUCGCGACGGCAGUAUGCCUCGUUUGACGAAUUCAAAGUCGACGUCGUCGUUGUGUUCAACAACGCGCAGAACUACAACAUGGAGCACACAGUAUACUUCCGUGAAGCGACAAAGCUCGCUCAGAUAGCAAAUGUGCUCUUCCACGACGCCGACAUCGCGUUGGACGCAAACAAGCGGCAGUACCGUGCAUACUCUUCGACUACAAGUUCAUCGACAACGAAGAAGCAAAACAACCUUUGCACCAUCGUUGAUGAGUCUGCGUCCAACGCCCCAGACACUGAAAUGGAGAUGGUCCCGCCGACAUUCGAUCUCGGCAUAUUUCAACCUGCAGAUCCACUGCCGCCACAGCAAGACGACUAUUUGGCUGAUAACGACAAAGAUGGCGACGAAUUGUUUCAUGACAUGUGUUCGCAGGACUUAGACGGAUAUCACACCGACGACAGCUACGUCUUCGAUGCUGUGAUUCAUGAUCCAGAACACGACCCACAUGAUGAUGCCAUUGCUGCGAAUGCCCUUCAAGGGGUCGAUGAUGUUUCGGACAUCGACUCGGACGACUCGUCGCUUAGUGAUGGGAUUGACUUCAUGGACGAUUUCGCGACUCGAUCAGGCGCUCGUGUCGAAGCCACAGCACCACCAUUACAAUGCCAUGGCCCUCCCGACAAAGAAAACAUCGUUCCAACUGUUUCCACGACCAAACAGGUCCGCUCCUUCCCUUAGCAUGUCGACAUUCCACUGAAAUGGAUACAGGCGCGGCAUCGGCAAGACAACUCAGGAUGGAUUCCGCGCAAGCGCACGACGGCGAGUGUGGCUCUGUCUCAGCCCGGUAAGCGCCUCUCGCCGUCAUCGUCGUCGGCGCCCAAGAAGACACCGUACAAGAGCAUAUUUGGACUGCAUCAGCCGCUCCCACCGCGGUCGCGGCAGGCGCUCAUGGACGUCUUCGUCGUCCAUCCCACGACGGACUCAUCAUGACCGCGUUUUCGCGCGCCGACGAUUCAACGUGAUAAUUUAAUGAAAUGUAUUCAGA